UUUUAUUAGCCCAAAUCUGUUCGUGUGUAUUCAAAUUUUGAAUUCAAUCUGCAAAAAAAUGACAUUCGAAGUGUCAAACUAACUUCACUCCGAUUGACACACACGGUUGCGACAAUGUUAAAAAAAUAGUAAAAAAGUUUCAUCAGCACAUUGUGUUCCGAAUAUUUCUUUUUUGUGGUGCAUUUCAUAAUAUUUUUAGAAUUUGUAAGUGUCUAAUUUCGCUGGUGCUUGCUAUUUUUCAUUCAGAAUGCAUAUGAAAAAUCAGAAGCAAUAGAGAACAGAAUCACUUUGGUUAUCCGAUACGAAGGCAAUAAGAUGUAUGAAAUUAAACCGAUUUUCGACCGAUCAAGUAUUCAGGUGGAUUGGCCGACUUGUAUGUACAAAAUGAAGAAUAUCAGCGAAUUCGGCGCAAACGACUCACAGUCAUCAUCAUCAUCGAAUGCAAAACUGACGAAUGGAUUCACCGAUGCUGUAAGUCAACAACUCAGUACUAAAUCUCUGCCGGACGUUAAACAACAGAUUGAGAAAUUCCUCAAGGCAUCAAAUGGAAAUGAUUUGAGUUCUUUGCAAGCGCGUCAAUCAGAAAUUAUAAAGCAAUUGGAGCAACUGCGAUUGAAGCUUAAUGAAAUGCAAUCGAAAUUGGGCGUGACUGAAAAGCCUGUGCAGCAGAAGAAAAUGCAGAAGAAAGCCGCUCCUGUGAUUAAGCCCAUUGAUGAAAAAUACCUUCAACAACUGGUGAUCCAUGUGAAUGCAGCCAAUAUUCCGUACUCAUUUUUGGGUUUGCAAACAUUGUGGACGAACCGAUUGAAUUUAGUGAUUGAAUGUUACACGCAUUCAAGUGUCAAAGAAUUACCAGCACAAAAUCAGGCGUUUGUCAGUCGUGCUAGUGCAUUCAAAGUAAACUCAACGGUUCCAACACUGAAUGUGUCAUUGAUUUGGAAAGAUACUCCGACCACGGAUUUGGUUUGUGCCCCAGGUACAUUCAUUCCAAUUUCAGCUGAAGCAAACAUUCUACGAUAUUUACUUCGGAUUGGACCGUCUGAAUUCGGUAACAUUGGUGCCGGUUCGAUUCAAGCGCAACUGGAAAUUGAUGCUCUAUUCGAUUUGGUGUAUGAAUUGGUAUUGGCUUCAGCAAAAAAAGAUCAUCGUUUGUCCAUUUUAAAGCGUUUGUCGCAACGGCUCAACACACAAACGGCAUUCGGUGGCGAUUCGAACAAUGUUUGUGAUAUUGCCGUGUUCAGCACGUUGAAACAAUUGAAUUUAACUGCCAAGGAGCUGCCAGCUAAUGUUAAGACUUGGUACGAUCGAAAUAGCACUCUGAUUCAAGUUUGAAUGAACUGCUCUCUGACUAUUUCUUCUCUACCGAAUCAACAUUUCAUUUUGUAUAAAAAACAGGAGAUUGUGCAACUGAAUCAAAUCACAGAAAUAUGUUGAUAAAUUCAAGAGAUUCAAACCAUGAAAAAACAUAUAUUUUCAAUGAAAAAGAGAAAACCAUACAAUAAAAAUUGUGUUAUUUCAUUGGAA
Molecule: messenger RNA, 1524 nt
Organism: Sitodiplosis mosellana (orange wheat blossom midge)
Lineage: Eukaryota; Metazoa; Arthropoda; Insecta; Diptera; Cecidomyiidae
Gene: AIMP2
Product: probable aminoacyl tRNA synthase complex-interacting multifunctional protein 2
Exons: 4
Coding region: 316-1332 (338 amino acids)
Cellular component (GO): aminoacyl-tRNA synthetase multienzyme complex
Source: RefSeq, a predicted model, not a curated record